GAACCCUGUGGGUGCCGCGCUGGGCAGAGCGCUAGCGACCUGUAAGCUGAGCCCUGGCUCUGGAGUCUAGCAGUAAUUGCAGGGCGGGGGGAAUCAUUGCAGUUACGUAACGUUACAUAACGCGUGAAGAUCGACUGCGGUGUGGGGUCAGUGUAAGAGACUAUCCUACAGUAUAGUGGUGGUGUAGCCAUGGCCGUGAACAGUAGUACGGACUCCAGUUCCUGUGGUGAUGGUCCGGGAACGCAGCGGGAAUUGAAAUCAGACUCUGACAUUUGGCGAGUUAGCACGUUUCGGACAGCUCUUCCACAGGUGCUGGCUACAUGUGCUCAGAGCACAUUACUAUUAGAGCUUGGCAUGAUGGUAGGAGUUCCUACCAUCGUCAUUGCUGCUCUACUCAACUCCGAAACAGGACUGUCCAUGAACUCUACGCAGGCCUCUUGGUUUGGUAAGUGCUUUUCACUAAAAAUAUGCACUAUCAUGUUAUCAGCGUUAUCAGCUAAAAACCACACUAAUUUUUUGCGAGUAAUUCCGCAAUUAUUAUUAAGAAAAGAGUUCGAAAAAUAUCAAUCAACACUUAAACCACCCCAAUGCCCCAAUGUGUUUUUAGGGGUGGUUUAGUCAACACACUAAAAUUAUUGAUAAAUUGAAGCUAGCGACUCAGUUUAAUAAACUCUGAAGAAUUUAUACCUGGAUUGUGUAUAUCUGCCAGUAGACCUAUACAGUACAUAACGCAGCUAUUGUGGGAAGGGUUGAUUCAAUGUCAAUACUGUACAUUAAAUCAAUUUGGAAUUUUACGCUACCGGAUACUUGACUCCUAGAAUCUGUAGUCAUAAUCAUCUGAAGAGAUCCAAAAUAAGUAGGUGAUGAAGAAGCUCAAAGUUAAAUCUUUAUAUCGUUUUGACAUCAAAUUCACCAUGAAUACAAAGUAAAGGGUAAUCGAGGUGAAGAACUUUUUCUCAUCAGGUGUACAAUUGAGUGAACUACGAUGUUUUAGACACAAUCUCUAAACACGGUCGAUCAACGCGGUACUAAGAGGUAGGUGAACUGGAGCUAACUCAAUAUUGAC
Homalodisca vitripennis (glassy-winged sharpshooter) is the source of this 1066-nucleotide messenger RNA. RefSeq lists its product as uncharacterized. Lineage: Eukaryota; Metazoa; Arthropoda; Insecta; Hemiptera; Cicadellidae. The coding region runs from base 190 to 618 and encodes 142 amino acids. The transcript has 3 exons. The record is from RefSeq and is a predicted model, not a curated record.